This is a messenger RNA of Miscanthus lutarioriparius, 1377 nucleotides long. Lineage: Eukaryota; Viridiplantae; Streptophyta; Magnoliopsida; Poales; Poaceae. The record is from the annotation of a GenBank genome assembly.
AUGGCGGGCGUGCAAGCAUCGGCGGUGCUCCGGGCCGGCAGGUGGCUCCUGCCGCUCACCAUCCCAGUGUGCUGCGUCGUGUGGAUGCUCCUCGUCUUCUCGCCUCCGACGCCCGAGCUCGAUGCGGGCCACCGCCAGAGUUUCCACCCGUCUGAUCAACGAUUGGCGAGGGCGCAGAAGAAGCCGGCAGCCGUGGCCGACAGGUGCGCCGCCCGGUACAUCUACGUCCAGGACCUGCCAAGCCGGUUCAACGCCGACCUACUCCGCGACUGCCGGUCACUAUCGGAGUGGACGGACAUGUGCAGGCACGUCGCCAACGCCGGCAUGGGCCCGCGGCUGACGCGCACCGGCGGCGUGCUCCCGCCCACGGGCUGGUACGACACGAACCAGUUCACCCUCGAGGUCAUCUUCCACAACCGGAUGCGGCAGUACGGCUGCCUCACCACCGACGCCUCCCGCGCCGCCGCCGUCUACGUGCCCUACUACGCGGGGCUCGACGUCGGCCGGCACCUGUGGGGGUUCAGCAACGACGUGCGAGACGCCCUCGCCGAGGACCUCGUUGGCUGGCUCCGGUCGUCGCCCGCGUGGGCGGCGCACGGCGGGCGUGACCACUUCCUCGUCGGCGGCCGCAUCGCGUGGGACUUCCAGCGCGAGGACGGCGGCGAGUGGGGCAGCCACCUGCUGUUCCUCCCGGAGGCGAGGAACAUGACGGCGCUCGUGCUCGAGUCCGGCCCGUGGCACGUGGGCGACGUGGGCGUGCCGUACCCGACCUACCUCCACCCGUCGCGCGCCGCCGAGGGCAGCAGCGGCACCCUGCGCGACAGCGUGAUCGACCAGUGCGCGCGGUCCCGGCGGUGCGGGCUCCUGCAGUGCGGCCGCGGGCGGCGCAGGGACUGCUACGCCCCCGGCAACGUCAUGCACCAUCUCAAGAGCGCGGCCUUCUGCCUGCAGCCGCCGGGGGACUCGUACACGCGGCGGUCGGCGUUCGACGCCAUGCUCGCCGGCUGCGUGCCGGUGUUCUUCCACCCGGGCUCAGCUUACACGCAGUACAGGUGGCACCUGCCGGCCGACCACACCAGGUACUCCGUGUUCGUGCCGGGGGACAGCGUGCGCAACGGCACCGUGCGCGUGGAGGACGCGCUCCGGCGGUUCGGCCCGGCAGAAGUGGCGGCGAUGAGGGAGCAGGUGAUCCAGAUGAUACCCGGCAUCGUGUACAGGGACCCGAGGGCUCCCUCCACGGGUGUGCAGUUCAGGGACGCCUUUGAUGUGGCCAUCGAUGGCUUAAUCAGGAGGGUCAACAGUAUAAAGCGGGGGCUGCCUCCACGGCCGGACGACGAUGACCUGCGCCGGUGGGAUGGCUAUUUUGACAUGCGGUGA